Symbiodinium pilosum is the source of this 693-nucleotide messenger RNA. The record is from the annotation of a GenBank genome assembly. Lineage: Eukaryota; Dinophyceae; Suessiales; Symbiodiniaceae.
AUGGCGACUAUGGUUCCUGGCCGCAAGCCGCGCCAGAAAGAAAGCAAAGGCAUCCCGCCGCUGACGAAGAAUGAGGUGAUUCAUAUCACUUCGGCAGAGGCUGAACUUGUGCCGUUUCAGGACGAGAAGCUGGAAAUCUACUGCAGAGAGCAUGAUGACAUCGCCGCCUCAUUUACAGAAGCCCGCGAGGGGCGCGGCGUCCUGGCAAAGCUUUAUGACCAGCGGAACAAAGAGAUCCUGGACCGCUUGGUGGCAAUGCGAGCAAAGUCUGACAAAGAAGCGAAAGUGAAUCUGGACCAGCUCAAGGACUUCUGCAAAGAAUUCGUGGACACUGUUGCUGAGCGAAAAAGAACUUGGAAGCAGAAGUUUGCCGAUGAUAAGAAUGAGCUGACAACGCGAUCUACAAAAAUGGGUGAAACCAUCACAGCCUUGGACGAAGCUAUCGUCCAAGAACACGAGGACUGCCUUGCCCACGCGGCGGCUGAAACGGAACCGCUGCUGGCUGCCUUGCGAAAGCACAAUGACUUCCUGGCUGAGCAGGUGGCUGAACGAUCUGAAGAGCAUGAUCGCUUCAUGGGCGACAUGCACAGCCGCUUUAGCUCGUUGAGGAGAAGACUGGCAGAGGAAAGGGAGGCCCGCCGCGAGAGAGGUCACGAAAUGCGACAGCGUGCCGAAGAUCGGUUCAGCUCGUAA